AUGGAUGGGCCCAACUCAAGUAGUACCGAAGAAGGGGGAAUGAUAGUUGUGAGGAAUGAAAAGAAUGAACUAAUUCUGACCAGAACAGUCACUGGUUGGCAUGUCCGCAUUGAUUACAGAGGGCUGAAUGAUGCUACUCAAAAGGACCAUUUUCCAUUACCAUUUAUAGAUCAAAUGUUGGAGCGCAACAUUUUAGCGUUGCAUGCUGCCAUUUUUGACGAUCUUCUAAAAGACACAAUGGAGGUGUUUAUGGAUGACUUUUCGGAUAGCAUUGUUCUCAGACAUAAGAUUUCCCGAGUAGGCAUGAAGGUCGAUAAGGCGAAGAUUGAAGUCAUAGAGAAGCUUCCUCCACCUAUAAAUGUAAAAGGGGAUUCUUCUUUCAAUUUUGGGAAUGACUACCUGAUGGCGUUUAAUUUGUUGAAGGAGAACCUAGUGCAAGCACUAAUUCUAACUUUACCGGACUGGAACAAACCUUUUGAACUCAUGUGA
Molecule: messenger RNA, 489 nt
Organism: Dioscorea cayenensis subsp. rotundata (Guinea yam)
Lineage: Eukaryota; Viridiplantae; Streptophyta; Magnoliopsida; Dioscoreales; Dioscoreaceae
Exons: 4
Coding region: 1-489 (162 amino acids)
Source: RefSeq, a predicted model, not a curated record